GAAACCCACAAUCUUUUAUAGAAAGAGAAACAUAAUAACUAUGUUUAUCGGUAAAAUAACUAUAAUUAGGUUAUUUCAAAAAUUAUUUGAAAUUUAGUUCUUAACUUAGAAAAGAAAUUUAGCUCUUGACUAAAUGAGUUGGAAAUGACUGGUGGUCUCCCUCUCACCAUGUGAAUAGACAUGGAAUUUAAUUGGCAGCCAAGACGCGGUUGAUAGAGAAAGGAAUUUGAGCCAGCCAGCUAUUUUUCUUUAUGUUUACUAUAAAGAAUUAUAUGUCUAUAACUCUAGGGAGUAAAGAAAAAAAGGGCAAGGAUGAAGACGACAACGUAUUGCACAAGUGGGAAUAUUAAAAAAGUUCGGGAGAUGAAUAUGUUGCGGCUUCUCUUCUCCCUAUCCCAUACUCUGCUUUUCUUCCCUCUAUAUAAACUUCUCUAAUUCUUAUACCCAUCCAAAAAGUUUCCUCUAUCCUUCUCAUUUCUCUACUUCAAUGGCUAACCACCUUAUCAUUCCUCUCUGUUUUUUCCUCUUUUGUCUCUCCACAUUGGCCCAGAAUGACAUUUAUAUUGUCCAUAUGGACUUGACCGCCAUGCCCAAACCUUUGAAAACCCAACACACUUGGUACCUGUCCACUCUUGCUUCUUCUUUGUCAGAUAAAUCACAACUUCCCACCAAACUUAUUUAUACUUAUAACCAUGUGAUCAAUGGUUUCAGUGCGAGUCUGUCUGAGACCGAGCUUUCAGCUUUAAAAAGUUCUCCAGGCUUUGUUUCUGCUAUCAAAGAUGUGUCUGUAAAAGUCGAUACAACUCAUUCCACAAAAUUUCUUGGGUUGAGUUCGAAUUCGGGCGCAUGGGCACUGACUAAUUUUGGCGAGAAUGUGAUUGUCGGAGUGGUGGAUUCCGGGGUGUGGCCUGAAAGUGAGAGCUUUAGUGACGAUGGAAUGGGUGAAAUCCCAUCGAGAUGGAAAGGGAAAUGUGAGGUUGGAACUCAGUUUGACGCUUCAUUAUGUAACAAGAAGCUUAUUGGUGCUCGGUUUUUUAACAAAGGUUUGGUUGCUCAUAAUUCCAACCUCACGAUUUCAAUGAAUUCAACGAGGGACACCGGCGGGCACGGCACCCAUACGUCGAGCACAGCGGCUGGGAAUUUCGUCGGAAAUGCGUCUUUCUUCGGGUACGCACCGGGGGUUGCGAGCGGAGUGGCCCCCAAGGCACAUGUCGCUAUUUACAAGGCCUUGUGGGACGAAGGCGCCCAUACGUCGGACAUAAUCGCCGCUAUAGAUCAAGCCAUUGCCGACGGUGUUGAUGUUUUGUCUCUCUCAUUGGGUCUUGACGGCGUGCCAUUAUACGAGGACCCAAUUGCUGUAGCGGCAUUUGCAGCAGUGGAAAAAGGGAUUUUUGUCUCUACCUCAGCGGGAAACGAAGGCCCUUUCUUCGGUACUCUUCAUAAUGGCACACCAUGGGUGCUAACUGUUGCCGCCGGGACCAUUGAUCGUGAAUUCGCCGCUAGUUUAGUUCUCGGAGAUGGUCAGUCGGUCAACGGCUUGUCUCUCUACCUAGGAAAAGUCAACCCAGAUGAGAUACCAGUUGUUUUCAUGGACGCCUGCGCUAGUGUGAAUGAACUGAGUCGACUCGGGGAAAAGAUUGUAGUGUGUCAAGAUAAGAAUGACUCACUCGGCGACCAAAUACAGAACAUCUUGGCUGCUAAAGUUGCCGGAGGAAUCUUCAUAACGAACAACACCGACAUAGAAUUCUUCAUUGAGAGCUUGUUUCCUGCAAUUUUCAUGAGUGUUGAAAAUGGAGAAUUAAUCAAAGAUUACAUCAAGCGCGGGAUAAAUCCAAAAGCAAGAAUGAAGUUUAAAGAAACAAAUCUGAGCAUAAAGCCUGCGCCGAAAACAACUAGCUAUACCUCUAGAGGGCCGUCAGAGAGCUGUCCAUUUGUGAUGAAGCCUGAUAUUAUGGCUCCAGGAUCGUUAAUCCUAGCUUCAUGGCCUGAAAACAUCUCCGUCGCCACCAUCGGUAACGACCAGUCCCUGUUCAGUAACUUCAAUGUAAUUUCAGGGACAUCCAUGGCGUGUCCUCAUGCAUCAGGAGUUGCCGCGCUUUUGAAGGCGGCACAUCCCGAAUGGAGCCCCGCCGCAAUCCGAUCGGCCAUCAUGACGACAUCCGAUAUAACAGAUAACACCGGCAGUCCAAUCACAGACAUGGGCCUUACCAACCAACCGCGGGCAAAUCCUCUCGCCAUGGGUUCCGGCCAUAUCAAUCCAAACAGAGCACUAGAUCCAGGACUCAUUUAUAACGCUUCAGCUGAAGAUUACGUUAAUCUACUCUGCGCAUUAAACUUCACUGAGAAGAACAUUCAAGUCAUCACGAAGACGUCUUCAACGAAUUGCUCUUCGCCAUCUUUGGACCUCAAUUACCCUUCAUUCAUCGGCUAUUUCAACUCAAAUCCGACGACGAGUGUUAAGGAAUUUGAAAGAAGAGUGACGAAUGUGGGAGAGGGUUCUGCAACUUAUGUGGCGAAAGUGACGGAGAUUAAAGGGUUUAAGGUGAGUGUUGUGCCGGAUAAACUGGUUUUCAGAAAGAAGUAUGAGACGCAGAGGUACAAGAUGGUCAUGGAAGGACCGAAGGUGAUGGAAGAAACUGUAGCUUUUGGGUAUCUGAGUUGGGAAGAUGAUGAAGGCAAACAUGUGGUCCGGAGUCCCAUUGUAGCAACGAGCUUCAGCCCAGAUAUAGUGUCCUCAUCAUCCAAGAACUAAAGAUAAUUCAAAUGAUAUUAUCAAUUUGUCUUUUUUUUUUUUAAAAAAAAAAAAAAAAAGAAAGAAAAUUAGAAGUAAUAUUAAA
Carica papaya (papaya) is the source of this 2837-nucleotide messenger RNA. RefSeq names its product subtilisin-like protease SBT3. Gene Ontology annotation, biological process: proteolysis. Gene Ontology annotation, molecular function: serine-type endopeptidase activity. The record is from RefSeq and is a predicted model, not a curated record. NCBI's taxonomy places the organism in Eukaryota, Viridiplantae, Streptophyta, Magnoliopsida, Brassicales, Caricaceae.